AUGGAUACGGACGUGUGUCAAACGUUACUUCCUUUAAGGACCUCAUUUUCCAUUUUGGACAAUGAUGAAGGCUAUAAAUUUACAAAUGAUGAAGAUUUCAAAGAUUACUGUACUGAUGAAAAUUGUGAUGAUGAUAGCGCUAAAAUUAAUGCUAGAUGUUUAUAUAUUUUUAAUACAUUCUUUAAGGAUAAGUCUGUGUUUGAAAGUGUUGCAAAAAGUAACAUCAAUAUUGUUGAAUACAUUAUGAUAUGGUUAAGUUAUAUGUUAAGCCAAACCCAAAAUGGAGAAAAAGACAGUCUAAAUGAAUUUUAUACUAAACAUAUAAACAGUGGCGACCAGUAUAAAAAGAAUAUAGAAGGUGUUACUGCUUAUAAAAAUUAUAAGGAUCUUAUAGAUAGAAAUUAUUAUUUGUUAAGUAUGGAUAUGAGCAUUAUAUCUAAAUUAUAUGAUGCAUUUAAUACAUUAUGUGACACAUAUAUUGAGUUUGGUACAAACAACUCAGAUUGCACGCAAGAUUCCGAAAAAGCUCAUCAAUUUGUUGAAAAAUAUAAAAAAAUUAUCAUAGAUCAUAACAUUGGUGAAAAUAUCCGCUAUUUACAUGUAUUGAUUAAUUUAUUAACUGAUUAUGACAAUUUAAAAAAAAAUUGUGAACAUUUUCCAUCUACUCCAGAUAUUAAAAAAAUAAUUUCUGAACAACAUGUUUGUGAAGUUGCAUCAUCAAGUUCGUCGAUAGCAAGCAAAUUAAUUCCAAUUUUAUCGAUAUUAGUUGCAAUACCAAUAUUCUUGGGAAUUGCUUAUAAGUAUUCGUUAUUUGGAUUUCGGAAACGAUCUCAAAAACAACAUUUAAGAGAAAUAGUAAAAAAAUAA
Messenger RNA from Plasmodium yoelii, 867 nucleotides. RefSeq names its product PIR protein. The coding region runs from base 1 to 867 and encodes 288 amino acids. The record is from RefSeq and is a predicted model, not a curated record. NCBI's taxonomy places the organism in Eukaryota, Apicomplexa, Aconoidasida, Haemosporida, Plasmodiidae. The transcript has 3 exons.